AUGAAGAUGGACCCCCCCGCCCUGUGGCUGCUGCUGCUGCUGCUGGGGGCCCUGCCCCCUGUUGGCAUGGCGACCUGCCCCCGGCCCUGCUCCUGCCCCCAGCCCGCCGAGCUCCACUGCACCUUCCGCUCCCUCGGCAGCGUCCCGGCCGCCGUGUCCGUGCACGUGCGGCGCAUGAACCUGGGGUUCAACAGUAUCAAUAAGAUCACAGACACAUCGCUGGCCGGUCUGAGGAAGCUGGAGCUCCUGAUGGUCCACGGCAACGACAUCCACAGUCUUCCCCACGGUGUGUUCAGGGACCUCUCUUCUCUCCAGAUGUUGAAAAUGAGCUACAAUAAGCUGAAGGAGAUCCACAGACACACCCUCCAGGGUCUCUGGGCAUUGGCCCGGUUGCACCUGGACCACAACCACCUGGAGUUCAUCCACCCGGACGCCUUCCAGGGCCUCACCGGCCUGCGGCUGCUACAGCUGGAAGGCAAUCGGCUUCAGCAGCUGCACCCGGCCACCUUCUCCACCUUCACCCUGAUGGGCCACUUCCACGUGUCCACCCUGAGGCACUUCUACCUGUCGGACAACAGGCUGACGUCGCUGCCCUCCAGGCUGCUGGCGGCCAUGCCACAGCUGGAGAACCUGUACCUGCACGGGAACCCGUGGGUAUGCGACUGCCACAUGAGGUGGCUCCAUGACUGGGAUCAGACUUCUCCAGGUGUUUUGAAAUGUAAAAAGGACCGGGCCCUCCCCGGUGGCCAGCUGUGCCCCAUGUGCUCCUCUCCUCGGCACCUCCACAACAAAGAGCUCCAGGCUUUGGAGAACCUGGUCUGCAGCACCCCCAUCAUCAGUUCCCCUCACCGGACUUCCCCACCUGAAGAGAGCGAGGUUCUGACCGUGGACGACUUCAGGGAACCGUUUGGGAACAUCACCCUGGGCCUGUCAGACGAACACGGGAACGAGGUGGAUCUGGAGUGUGAUAUCGGCGAACCCAGAGUGCUGACCAAGAUCAACUGGGAGCAAGUCAACCAGCUGGCCUCCAAUAUCACUGUGUCCGUGGAUCUCGAAUGCCCUGUCGACAGAGAAAAGUACGAGCGACUCUGGAGGCUUAUCGCCUACUACAGUGAUGUGCCAGCUCACCUGCAAAGGGGGAUUCUGCUCAGAAGUGAGCCCAACCCAGUCUACGUGUACAGACAGGACUCUGAGAAGGACGCCCAGUACUACACCGGUGUGAAGGUUAACAUCAUGGCCCAGCCCGCGUGGCUGAUGCAGACAUCUGCAAACCUUCAGCUGAACAGACUUCAAUCAACAGCCAAGAUGGUCAAAUUGAUCCUGAGCACGGACUUCUCAGAGACGGUUGAGACGGAGCUCGUGCGGAGACAGAGGCGGACGUGGGUCACGAUUGAGUCAAUAGACACGACUCGCAGUGCGGUGAGUGCUAUCCUGGGGAAUCCAAGCCAAAUGCACUGCAACGUGCACAGCUCUGGCCAACCAGUCAUCCACUGGAUGCUGCCAAACGGCUCGAGGGUGGAGGCCCCAUACAGCAGUCCAGACAACAGGGUGUCUCUGUCCAGUGAUGGACAGCUGGUCAUUAAAGCCGUCAGACACGCAGACACUGGGAUUUACUACUGUAUUGCCAAGGUUCAUGAAGACCUUGCUGUCAUGCCAUUCCGUCUGACAGUGCUGGAAUCUUCGAGCCCUCCCCCAGGGGAGGACACCUCAAUUACACCUCUUGAGGGAUUUGCAGGCCACCCCGUGUCCCUGCCUUGCACAGCAUCUGGUUCUCCUGAUGCUGAAAUUCACUGGAUCCUGCCAAACAGCAACAUAGUUAGUUUCCGAGCUAACUCCUCGAGAGCUUUGGUGUAUUCCAAUGGCACUCUACACAUCCCACGGACUCAGCUAUUGGACAGUGGUCACUAUAAAUGCGUCGCCAUUAAUCAACAUGGUGUGGAUACACUCGCUACAAAAAUCACUUUGGUCCGGCGAAAGGGGCUCAUAAGGCCCUUGAGGAGGUUUCCGACAAGACCUCAGUCAGCGUCAGGGGUAAACACUCAGAUUAACGUCCCCACGGAGGAUACAGAGGAGGCCUCAGGGGACGUUGAGGUUCCUCAGACAGGGGCUCCGACGAGUCGCUCGGAUCCUUUGAGGAAGAGAUUUCCAGGAGGUGUGGCCCCUGGCAGAAGGGGCGUCCAUCCAUCGAGGAAGGGGUGGCGGAGGCCGCCGGUGCUUCGAAAACCAAGAGGACCACAUGUGGAAGACGGGAAGAACACAGUGGAGAGCAGGAGGAAGAUCAAUAUGUCAAAGAGUAAGAUAGACCCAGAGAAAUGGGCGGAUAUUUUGGCGAAGAUUCGGGAUCGAAAUGCUCAGAAUGUCGCAACACCACUCCCGCUUCAGCAUACAACAGAGAGGACGCAGACAGAGAAGGCAACGCAGACACAAGGUACUAUAGAGGGAUCUUCAACUGGCAUGACUGUGCAGGAUUACUUCAUAACACCACAGACUCCAACACAAUAUACACAAAUGACAACAACUGAACAUCCUGCAGAAGGUCAAGGCACAUACGUGAUAUCUGACAGCGACACCACGCAUAAUACCCGCGAUGUGACCUCAAACAGUCAGAACACACACGGCGUACAUGUUGCAGAAGAGCCACACAUGACACAGACUCCAUACAAUGCACAGCACACAGCCCAAGACACACACUUCGAUACGCACACUAGUUCAAACAGUGUGUUUUUCCCCCAGCAGCAGACCACAUCUGUUCCCCUAGACUAUGUCACUUUCUGGCAGGCCAGCACAAACACUCCAAGCAGCAGUACAUUUCCUCCCAAAGAAAACCAGAGCACAAAUACAGACGUUAAUGGAGUCAAAGCAGCUGAUGAAUCCAACGCAUCGGAGAUAAGCGAGAAUAUGGACCGACUGAAUGUCGGUGCCAGCUCCACUAAAGAACUCUCUUCAAGUCAAAUGAUCCCUUCGGUCGGCCCAAAUGAAUCAGAAUCAAGCCAAAUGGGAAAUGGAAAACAUUUGAGUAUAACUGCAACAACAACACAGUUGCAUACUCAUCCAAAGGAAUCUACACUAGAAUCUCAAGCGAUGCUCACACAAGUAUCUCCAACAACUACACCAGUACCCACCAUGACAAGAAGGAGGGGGUCUGAAGGACGGCUCCCCCCUCGCAUUCGACAGCCUCACUCCAGGAGAAGAAGUGGAGUUCGUCGGAAAAAGCCAAACAAAAGGAAACUAAAGCUAAUUAAACCUCCCCAAGUUAUUACCACCAUACCUUCGAACGCUCUCCUAGCAACAGUCACGACCGUUGCUUUCAAACAGCUAAAAAUAGACCCAUUAAAAGUUAAAACAGACCAUCUCUAUACCACUGUUCCAUUCAGCGGCAGCCAAGCGGCGUCAUCAUCAGGCAUACGGAGACAUGCAGAAAGCUCAGUCUCAGGGCAUGACGAUCCGGCAGCCAGAAAACUGUCCUCACUAACAACUUCUCCCCCCGAAACAAGCGGCAGCCAUCAACCCACAGCCAAACCUCAGCUCCAAAGAACAUCACCAUCCUUUCCAACGGCAUCUCCAGAAGUGGGCCGGGGAAAGACCAGUUCUCAAACAGCCCUGAGAACCUCAGGAAGUCCAUCUCCUCCCAAGCUCUCGGAUAUGAUCACGUCAGUCACGGACGGCCCUCUUCCACCUGUUAAACCCUCAGAGGAGGCGCAGCAGCUCAGUGCUACAGGAGACCUUGGACCUAUGGCACGCUCCGGGGAUGUUCUCACUCUAAUGCAAGUGUUAACAGAUGUCGGGCCGACUGAAUCAGACUAUCAAUACACACCCACGGAAAAAGGUGAAAUAAUGCAGUUGAAAGAGACUAAACUCCCUGUUCCACUGCUGCCUCCCCCAUUCGCCUCCGCUGCUUCCUUGACCGAGCAUGAAAUCAAUACGACCUCAGGAUACGCCUCGAGUAGCUUAAUUACAACACUGAGCGUGCCUCCUGACGCAGAAGAUGUUACCUCAAAGAUACCGACACUAUCUGAAAGACCCUCUCAUGAUUUUAGUCAAAAUAAAGCCACAAGCAGUGAGUCCGAGGCAAACACAGGAAAUCACUCUGUGACUCCUUUGACAAGUAUCGCCGUGACAACAACAGUCCCUCCCACUUCAUCGAGGCCUGAUGUUGUGGUGCCACAUGUCACACGACCCGAAACAUUUCCCACAGAAACCCAAACCGGCCCUUUCUUUAGGGCCACCACUCAGGAGGCUCCAAGGAUCAACAUAUUUCCAGACGACCACGGUCAAGACCAACAAACCCAACCCAUCACCACAUCAGAGCCUAUGGGAACGUCAGACCUCCGUCCUGCAACCCAGUCAACUGAACACAAGCUGGCGCCAUUCAUUAGUACAAAUCCAACUUCUCCUGCCCUCAGAUUAACCAGCAAAGCGACCGUCACCAAUGCCCCAACAAUUGCAGCAAUCCAAACUGAACCAUUCAGAGGGGGACUUCCAACAAGCACCCAGGAGGUGUCCAAAAAGCCCCAGCUACCUGGAAGAGGCUCUUUGCCAAGAGGGAAGCCAAGAAUAACUAAGAGCACUUUCCAGACGUUCACUGUGGACGCUGAAACCGAUGCUGAGCUUCCCUGUGGGGCCGAGGGCGAGCCAAUGCCUUUCCUGUCAUGGACUAAAGUUGCCAGUGGGGCAAGUAUUGCUCAGAACACCAGGGUCCAGAGGUUUGAGGUCCAUCCAAAUGGAACAUUAAUCAUCAGAAACACACGGCCGUUGGAUGGGGGCCAGUACCUUUGCACAGUCCAGAACCAGUACGGCACAGACCAGUUGGUGGUCCACCUUGUUGUCCUGUCUCAGCAACCGCGGGUCCUCCAGCCUCGGCACAGAGACGUCGCUGUGCGCCUGGCUGACAAAGUCAAGUUGGAGUGUAGCGUGGAGGGGCACCCUCCGCCUCGAGUCACAUGGGUGCUGCCUAACCAUGUCCACGUAGCAGCCGCCCCGCUCGGUGCUGCCCCUCAACAGCACGUGGCCGUCUUUAGUAACGGAACACUCCAGAUUACCCAGGCCACGUCCACAGACGGAGGGAUCUAUAAGUGCGUCGGCAGCAAUGCAGCUGGGGCCGACUCGGUCUCAGUCCGCCUCUCUGUGUCGGUGUUGCCGCCUGUGAUUCACCAGGCACAGCAUGAGAACACCACUGUCCCAGAGGGCAGCCCCGCAUACAUCCACUGCACUGCCUCAGGGGCCCCUCAGCCAGUCAUCAGCUGGAUGACACCGGACGGCAUGCGGCUCACUGCUUCCCAACUGGUUUCUGGACGCAACCUCGUUGUCUUUCGCAAUGGGACCCUGUACAUCCGGGGAUUGGGCCGGGGCAAUGCUGGGAGGUAUACAUGCUCAGCCAGUAACGCCGUGGCAUCCAGCACGAGAACGGUGGUGUUGAGCACGAGGAGGAAUCCAAACUCCACCAAGGCCAGUAUCACCUUGUCGUCCCCCCAGAGAACAGAAGCAAUCUAUGGGGGGAGGCUGUUGCUCAACUGCGUGGCAACAGGAGGGCCGGUGCCCCGCAUCAUCUGGAGAACACCCUCCAAAAAGCUUGUGGAUGCUCAGUUCAGUUUUGACCCCAGGAUAAAGGUGUUCCCCAAUGGCACCAUCACCAUUCAUUCUGUGACCGACAAGGACAGCGGUGACUACCUGUGUCUGGCACGUAACAAGAUGGGCGACGACUAUGUUCUGCUGCGGGUCGACGUUUUGACCAGACCGGCCAAGAUCGAGCAGAAGCAGCAGAGAUCCAAUCAGGAGGUGGUGUACGGUGGGGACCUGAAGGUGGACUGUGUGGCAUCUGGUCUCCCCAACCCUGAGAUCAGCUGGGCCCUGCCGGACGGCAGCAUGGUCAACCCCAUCAAACGGAGUGCUGUUGUCAGCGGGGGACGCAGUCGCAGGUAUGUGGUGUUUGACAAUGGAACCCUGUACUUCAACCAUGUUGGCAUGCCAGAAGAAGGUGAUUACACCUGCUACGCUGAGAACCAACUGGGCAAGGAUGAGAUGAAGGUUAGAGUCAAGGUCAAGGUUACAACUUCCCCGCCACUAAUCCAGGAUAAAGACCAAAAGCCCGUCAGGGUUUUCUAUGGUGAGACAGUCACACUGAGAUGCAGUGCCAAAGGGGUACCGAAGCCCACCAUCACAUGGAUAUCCCCGACAAAUAGAGUGAUCUCCCCUGCAUUACCAAAAUACCAGGUCCUGGAUGAUGGGACAUUGGUAGUUCAAAAGGUCCAGCGCUUUGAUGGAGGAAACUACACCUGCAUGUCGAGGAACAAUGCAGGACAAGACUAUAAAGUAAUUAAGCUUGAGGUCUUAGUAACAUCUCCAAUAAUCAACGGCGUAAGAGGAACUGCCAACACCAUCAAGGUGGCCGCAGUCGAGGGUCAGCGGAAGCUGGUGGACUGCGUGGCAAAGGGAACUCCCACCCCUCGCAUCAUGUGGGUGCUACCAGGAAACUUGAUCCUACCUGCACCAUACUACAGCAACAGAAUGACAGUACACCAAAACGGUACCUUGGAAAUCCGGUCCGCCAAGAGGACAGAUUCGGGGCAGCUGGCUUGUAUCGCACGUAAUGAAGGAGGAGAGGUCAAAAUGGUGGUCAACUUGGAUGUGAAAGAAGUUGUUGAGAAUCCACAAAUCAGUGGUUCCAGACCAGAUAGCCUUUCACUGACGGUGGGGAAUACAAUGACAUUGAAUUGCUCUCUUGAGGGCUCGAAACUUCCUCCACUCACUUGGAUCUUACCCAACGGCACACCGUUGCAUCGCGGCGCUCGUUUGUUCAAGUUUUUCCACAAGCCCGAUGGCUCUUUGAUCAUCAGCAACCCAUCUGUUGCUGAAGCCGGAAUGUAUCGCUGUCUGGGGCGUAAUUCUCAAGGGCUUGUGGAGCGGACGAUCACCUUGUCCCCGGGGAGAAAGCCGGAGAUGAACAACAGAUAUCGCUCUCCUGUAAGCGUUGUCAAUGGGGAGAGACUUUUGCUUCAUUGUCUAAGCAGUGGCGAACCUCUCCGACUAACAUGGACGAUACCCAGUGGGGUGGUCCUCAACAGGCCACAGAGAGCUGGGCGGUAUGCUGUCCUACCUAAUGGGACACUUGCCAUCCAACAAGUAUCGGUGUACGAUCGGGGUUCCUACAUGUGCAGAGCGGCAAACGAGUAUGGCAGCGCUCAGCUUUCUGCAUCGGUCAUUGUGAUUGCAUACCCUCCUCGAAUUACCAACGGCCCUCCCUCUGUGACUUAUGCGAAACAUGGAGUUGCUGUUCAGUUAAACUGUGUAGCAACUGGGAUCCCAAAAGUGGAGGUAGCAUGGGAAACACCCGAUAAAACCCGCUUGGCUGUCAGUUCGCAGCCACGCCUUUUUGGGAACAAGUACCUGCACCCACAAGGUUCCCUCAUCAUCCAGAACCCGACGCAAAGAGACGCCGGCGUCUAUCGAUGCACGGCUCAGAAUGCAAUCGGCAUAGACUCUAAAGCGACCAUUCUGCAAGUGUUUUGAUGAAUCUCACUUCACGAUGGUCAAUCGACAUACUGGAUUGCCCAAGCAACUGCCGAGAUGAAAGCAGCGGAUGUUUAUAAUGAUCGUAAUGUAAAAAACUGCUGUCACAAUUGUGAAAUAUUGAGGUGAUUCAAACCUUCAGUUGUGCUCUUUAGAGGCAAACAGUUGAUGGUAUUUUCCCGCACCACACUUAACUAUAGACAUAUUUUUUUAUAUUUAUAAUCCACAUCACUGGGAACUAUCAAAGACCUCCAAUUGUGAGAAAUGUUUGCUAAAGAUAGGCUAAUCACGCGAGGAAGCAGAGUACAAUAAUGCCUGUGUGGUGGUGUUUAGCAGAAUUGUUCCCAGUUAUUGCUCAUGCACAGUUGCUGCGGUUCCCUUUUUUUUUUUUGGAUACCAGUUGUUGUGUUUUAAAAUUCAGCUUCAGGAAAAUGGCUUGUGUAGUCCCUUUGUGCAUUCUAUUAUUACACGUUCCUGAAUGAUUUAAAUUUCACCAGCAAAGAUGAAUAAUCCGAGUUACCCGAUUGGUUCUACCCGGGACAAACACCAUAAUAGAAAACUAAAUAAAUUUAAAUAUUUUGACAUUUUGAAAUUUCUAUACAUUUCAAAUCACUCAGGGAGAUGAGACGACGAGUAAAAAAUAGGAUCUCUAUGGUCCUACCAAUACGAGUAAAGUCAACAACAACAAUCAGGUAAAGAUUACUGCUCUUCUGUCCACAGUACUACUACUCUACGAAAUAUACAUAGGUUACACAUAGCUAACGCUUACUUGUCGAACAGUUACUUAAUGGGAAAACAACAUAAUAUGGAAAGAGUUGGUCAUUUUGGACUCACGUAACAAACUGCAUAAUGGCAUCAGACUCCGUCUCCUCAACGGUAGCUUUUCUUUUAUGACAUCGUACAAUUGCUUCUGAGAUUGACAGAAGAAUUGUUUAAUUUAUAUGACGCAUUUUCUAACUAGGAAAUAUUGUUUAACUUAACUAAGGAAUUGAUUAAAAAUAUGCAUCAGGUUGAUAGCAAGAUUUCUAAAGUAGAUGAUUUGUAUAUUCUACACCCAAAGACAUCAGUUGGUAUCCUGUGCUUCCCAUAAAUGUCCAUCUUUAGUAGUUUCUGUGUUUCCAUAACUGCACAUAUUUCAAUAACUGAUGGUUUUUUGCUCUCCGCAGUGAAGCAUUUUUAUUUAUCUGCUUCUUACAAAAAAUGCUGAUUAAUGUUCUAUGUCUUCAAUUGUAAAUUAUUUGUCUUUGACAGACUGGCGCAUCGCAGUAUUCACAUAUUUUAAUAAAACAUUUCCACCUGCUUCUUCGAAGCUCAGAGUAAAAAAAUAAAGAAAAUAAAGUCGUAUUGCUGAGGCAGGGAAAGCAAAAGAUUUGAAGAUGUUGGCUCGAGAAUGUUUUUUCCACUGUACUAUAAAUGACAUCCAUAACUGAGAA
Molecule: messenger RNA, 8939 nt
Organism: Pseudoliparis swirei
Lineage: Eukaryota; Metazoa; Chordata; Actinopteri; Perciformes; Liparidae
Gene: mxra5a
Product: matrix-remodelling associated 5a
Exons: 7
Coding region: 1-7506 (2501 amino acids)
Cellular component (GO): extracellular region
Molecular function (GO): protein binding
Source: RefSeq, a predicted model, not a curated record